CCAACAGAAAGCCUUUACAAGUUUUGGCUGGGUUGGCACAGUGUUAUGAAAGCAGCCACUGUGCGGGGAUGGAACAUUGCCCAUCCCUAACCCCCCUCGGGUUACCCCUGUCACAUUCAAAUGGGCGGGACAGAGAAGCUGUAGAAAUCAUCCGGCGCUACAAGUGCAGAUGUUGACAGAGCAAACAGAGUGAAACACAGCAUCUCCGCGUUUACAACCUAAGCUGGACUGUUUCUGAAAAAAGACCCACUCGUUAUUUUACUUCAACAUGGGGAAAGUUGAAGGCGGAAUGAAAUGCGUGAAAUAUCUCCUCUUUUUGUUCAACUUUAUAUUCUGGCUGAUGGGUUCGUUGGUUCUGGCCGUAGGACUCUGGCUAAGACUAGAUUCGAAUACUGUCUCUCUGUUGGGGGAAAAAGGACCAGCUACAUUCUUUAUUGGUGUCUAUAUCCUCAUUGGGGCUGGUGGUCUGAUGAUGCUGGUGGGCUUCUUUGGAUGCUGUGGUGCCGUGAGGGAGUCUCAGUGCCUUCUUGGAAUGUUUUUCGCUUGUCUUCUGACCAUCUUUGGAGCAGAAGUUGCAGCAGGGGUGUUUGGCUUUCUAAAUAAAGACGAGAUCAUUUCAGAAAUGAAAACAUACUAUAACAAAUCUGACAACAACAGUGCAACCAUCCAGUCGUAUUAUGACAUUUUGAACUGCUGUGGCUCAGCUUCACAAAGCCCCAGUUUGUGUCAACAAUAUACAAACAAGACAAAUAAAUGUGAUGAGGCCAUUGAAGAUUUUUUCAAGAGUAAACUCUUCAUCGUGGGAUAUGUAGGAAUUGGAAUCGCAGGAGUCAUGAUUAUCGGCAUGAUCUUCAGUAUGGUUCUAUGCUGUGCAAUCCGUAACAGCAGGGAGGUGAUCUAACACCCUUAUCCUUAAGUGACCUUUCACCUUUGACACUUAACCUUUGCUGGACAUACACCACCAUUUGGGCUAAGUUCAACUCAUUCCACCAUGUAAACUCAGGACAAGAAAACUUAUUUCACUUCCAAAAUGUAGUACCGCCCACAUUUCAUUUACUUCAUCACAUCGCUGGACUGUAUUUAUUUAUGCCUGCUGGUUAGGUGCAUAGCUUUUUCAUAUGCAACAAAAAUAAGAUAUCGUUUUAAUACUUAUUUUAAUAAAUAUUUUAAAUUAAAAAUACAAAUUUAGUGCGCACUGAUGAGGUCUCCCUCGAAACCAAAAGCUUUGCAUGUAAACGCUUGUGUGUUAUUCUUGGCAGUUACUGUGUGGCGUCACAUGUCAGAUAAAAAUAUGAUGUAAUAUGAAGCCAGGGGUUCUGUGGCAUGCCCAUGGCAAGUGGGUUUAAUGAUCUCUUACCCAGAGACACCAACAAAACAGUCUUUUACAUCACAGAGACAUUCCUAUACAGAAAUCGAAUGUUUUACAUGUGCAAACUUGCGUGACGUUUUCUUGGAUCAAAAGUGACAAACAUACUAUUCAGUAAACUCUUUUAGGUUUGGUUUACCUAGAAUUUAUCCAUACUACAUUAAUAAAGUGUAGCAAAUAAACUGUUUAGUGUUGGGAUUCAUGCGAACACAUUACAUUACAGAUGAGAUGAUCAGGUUUCUGUCGAGGUUUCUGCAGUUCAUUUGAAUACCCAUAAUGGUACAGCCCAGUAAUAUCAUUGGGCUUGUUGAAGCCAAAUCUUCUCAUAUACAUGGCAAAUUUUUUGGUGUAGAGUUUCCUGGUUAUUUUACUUCCGUAACUAAAUAAAGACUCUACACCAAAGACGCCAUGUGCCUCUUACUUGCAUACUGGUGAACCUGAAAACUGAAGGACGGUAAAUAAAACGAAUCAGACAAAAAUAUAAAACUUCUGAAUCGGUAAAUGUUUGAUUCUUUUAGGGUAGCUGACAUCAAAUUUCAAGUAGCGAGAGCUGCGUUUUGCAAUGUGGCUUAAAAUUAUUGAAAUGUUUAUUUUAAUAUUGUCCAGUUGAUCACAUAUUAAAGGUGCCGUAGAAUGUAAAAAUGUAUUUACUUAAAACUCAAACACGAUUGUUUACUCAUUUUUAUGUAAACCUUGUGCAUGCAAAAGACCGCUAAAAAACAAUAUUGUUACAAUGCUUAAAACAAAGUUGUGGCCGCUGAGUUAGCGUUAUAUGCUAGUUUAUGCUAUAUGCUAACUUUAGGCUGAAGGUCUUCUUUUGACUUUACAGUUACUGGUUACAGGUCCAUACUGGAAAAACACAAACGUACCACUCCAUAUCCAUUAACAAUCUCCAAACAAUUGAUUAUUCCUCAAAUUCUGUAUCUUCGUCUGAUACAGGCUAAAACAUAAGAUUUGUUUACAUACACACAGAGCUACUGAAAUGAGACGCUCUAUGAAACAGCCAAUCAGAGCAGAGCUCAACAUUAUUAUUCAUAACCUUUCCAAAUAAGGUAAUAAUAGACCAUUUCAUCCUGAGGAUAAAUCCUAGGGUUGUAAAUGGACAUGUAAAAUUUUCUCUGAAAAAUUUUGUCACUUCUACUCUAUUCUUUGGCACAUUUUUCCAUUUAUUAUUGUGUGGCAAAAGUAGGAUUUCUUUUUAAAUGUAUACAUUGUUAACUUAUUACAGCCCCCAAAAUUCUGUACAACAUAAAAACUUUCCUUUAAAGCAGCUCCAAGUUAUAAAUGAACAUUGCCACAACUUGAGCAGAAAUUAUCUUAGUCCUGAACUUUUUAUUUAAUGAAACAUAAUGUAUAUACAUAUCUGUGCAAGGUUUGUAAGGUCCUGUUUACAUUAGUGCAUUUUUCUUUUAAAUUGUUUUUUUUUUAUUAAAAAUUAUGCUUUUCUAUAAAGGCGUUUCACAAAAGAUCUCUAUCCACACUAUACACGAAAUGACCAUUCAUGCACACUGGGCAUGCACGAGCAAGUGUUAAAGCGCUUAUUGUUCUAAUAAUAGCUUGCCUCUUGCGCAUGUAAAAUAUAACACGGCGUUAUAACGGCACAGCGGCUUUUAGCUUUUUUGUAUUGAAUUUCAUAACCGAGCCUCUGGCAUGAAUUUAUACUGCACGUGACGAAAGCGGACAGGCAGCUAAAAUGGAGUGCUCACAACGCUAUAUCCAUCAGGAUACAUUUAAAGAACAAGUUGGUAUGGCGUUUAUAAUCUGUGUCAAUAGCUGGUGUAGUGCUAUUUUUAUUUGUAGUACUGGUGUUGCAUUAUUUGCGGCUGGUCAUUGUCAUCUUUCGGUAGCAUAAUGGUCAUAUGAUAACUUGACAAUCCAGGGAAGAAUACGCAAUGAUCCAUAAGACCCAACCACGAAGCCAAUGUGGGCACUCACGCUUUUGUUUACAUAAGUGUCCGGUUAGGUCCAACUUCACUGCGUUUUCAAACUGAAACAGGGUCUGCAGUUUUCACUAAAGUCUCGGUUUAUGAUCGAAAACUCACGAGUAAUGUGGAUGCCAGGCGUAACCGUAACAAAAGUAAUGCGGUUUAAAAUGCACUAAUGUAAACGCAGUCUACGCUUUCUGUAGUUAUAGUUAUCAUACAGAUUUGGUGUGUGGUUAAUGUGUAUAGAGGCGGAUUCGGUCAGUGUACAGUAUUUUGUUAUGUAUAUAUUUGAUUUUAAUAUUAAAGUGCAAUUUUUAAUUUAUCCUAAAAGACAGUUUCAUAUUUUGUUAAGUUUUUUUAUGUAGAACGUGUUAUAUUAUUAUUAUUAUUAUUUGUAAUUUAUAGAGGGGAAGCCGUUAGUUUGGUCAGACAUUUCUGCUGGUGCAUCACUGCUGAAGGGCAUUUAAAGGUUAAACGGUAGUCUAAAUUACAGUAACAUAAGAAAGAGUGUCAGGCAUCUUAAAAGUGUUCACAUUUAAUGUUGCUACAGAUCUGUAUUGUCCUAAUAGCAACAAACAACUCAGUUUAAUUGUAUUUGUUCAAAAUGUAAAACAGCAUGAAGUGUAGCUUGUCAUUAGAGGCUUUGUUGUAAACAAUGUCUGUGUGUUAUUCCUGCUAUUUGUGUAGACAAUGUAGAAAUGUUGUGUACUGUAAACACAAAUAUCACUGCAGGUGUUUGAUGUUGAUGUUCAUAAAUUGUGUGUUUAAUUUAUUUUGAUAAAUUGAGUCAAAACAGCAUUCAGGUUUCUCAGGAACAUUGCUGCAUGAAAACAAAUAAACUGUCGUGAAAUUUC
Molecule: messenger RNA, 4145 nt
Organism: Misgurnus anguillicaudatus (oriental weatherfish)
Lineage: Eukaryota; Metazoa; Chordata; Actinopteri; Cypriniformes; Cobitidae
Gene: tspan2b
Product: tetraspanin 2b
Cellular component (GO): plasma membrane
Source: RefSeq, a predicted model, not a curated record